Messenger RNA from Malania oleifera, 1819 nucleotides. Its product is annotated as succinate--CoA ligase [ADP-forming] subunit beta, mitochondrial. Gene Ontology annotation, molecular function: metal ion binding; ATP binding; succinate-CoA ligase (ADP-forming) activity. The record is from RefSeq and is a predicted model, not a curated record. Lineage: Eukaryota; Viridiplantae; Streptophyta; Magnoliopsida; Santalales; Ximeniaceae. Gene Ontology annotation, cellular component: succinate-CoA ligase complex; mitochondrion. Gene Ontology annotation, biological process: succinyl-CoA metabolic process; tricarboxylic acid cycle. The coding region runs from base 152 to 1453 and encodes 433 amino acids. The transcript is spliced from 11 exons.
GUAAAUAUUUACAAUUAAGGGUCAAAUUUGAAAAUUGAAUCGAUGAUCUAGGGUCUGCUGCGCUUCUUCUCUGACGCGAUCGUCUUCGUCCCUGCUUCCGGCUAUCUCUUUCGCUGGUUUUUGGGAAUCUCUGACGUUAAAGGCUGCGAAGAUGGCACGAGGAUUGUUCAACAAACUUGUCUCUCGUUCUCUCUCCGUCGCCGGAAAAUGGCAGCAGCAGCAGCUACGACGUCUUAACAUCCAUGAGUACCAGGGGUCUGAGUUGAUGGGCAAAUAUGGAAUCAAUGUUCCAAAAGGUGUAGCCGUUGCUUCUGUUGACGAAGCUAAGAAGGCAAUUCAGGAUGUCUUCCCUAAAGAGAACGAGUUGGUAGUUAAGAGCCAAAUCCUUGCUGGGGGACGAGGUUUGGGAACAUUCAAAAGCGGGCUUCAGGGUGGAGUUCACAUUGUUAAGGCUGACCAAGUUGAAGAUAUAGCUGGGAAGAUGCUUGGGCAGAUACUUGUCACCAAACAAACAGGUCCCCAAGGAAAAAUUGUCAGCAAGGUUUACUUGUGUGAGAAGUUGUCACUAGUCAAUGAGAUGUACUUUGCUAUCACUCUCGACCGUACAACUGCUGGCCCACUUAUUAUUGCCUGUCGGAAGGGAGGAACUAGCAUUGAAGAUCUUGCUGAGAAAUUCCCUGACAUGAUUAUUAAGGUGCCUAUUGAUGUUUUUAAAGGAAUUACGGAUGAAGAUGCUGCUAAGGUUGUUGAUGGUUUGGCUCCCAAGGUGGCUGACAAAAAUGCUUCAAUUGAACAAGUGAAGAAGCUGUAUAAGCUUUUUUGUGAAUGCGACUGCACAUUAUUGGAAAUCAAUCCCAUUGCAGAGACUUCAGAUAACCAGUUGGUAGCUGCUGAUGCAAAGUUGAAUUUUGAUGAUAAUGCUGCAUUUCGUCGGAAAGAGAUAUUUGCACUCCGGGAUUCAUCACAGGAAGAUCCUAGAGAGGUGGCAGCUGCCAAAGCAGAUCUGAACUACAUUGGCUUAGAUGGAGAAAUUGGCUGCAUGGUGAAUGGUGCAGGGUUGGCAAUGGCUACGAUGGAUAUAAUUAAGUUGCAUGGUGGAACUCCUGCCAAUUUUCUAGAUGUUGGUGGGAAUGCUUCAGAAGGCCAGGUGGUGGAAGCAUUUAAAAUAUUAACUGCUGAUGAUAAGGUGAAGGCAAUUUUAGUAAACAUUUUUGGAGGAAUAAUGAAAUGCGAUGUAAUAGCAAGUGGGAUUGUUAAUGCAGCUAAACAGGUUGCAUUGAAAGUACCUGUUGUGGUCCGUCUUGAAGGCACCAAUGUUGACCAAGGAAAAAGAAUCUUGAAGGUAAAUAUGGAACCUAUCUUUAAUUUUUACAGAGGGAAGCUUCAUUUUGUCUUGAAUACCAUUAAUUUUACACUUGAAAGAGAAGCAAGCUUGAAUAGUAAUUUAUGUUGAUAACAAACAGGAAAGUGGGUUGGCAUUGAUAACGGCGGAAGAUCUGGAUGACGCUGCUGCGAAAGCAGUUAAAGCAAGCAGCUAGUUGAGGAACUUUGUUCAUCAUUUAUAAUUUUAUUUUGCCUCAGCCCGAUUCUUUUUGUCGUAUAUCUGUAUUGCAUGUUGAGUAUGUUUUUGCACUGGGAUACGAGGGGGGAUAGUUUCAGCUGAUUGGAACUGAUUUAAAGAAAACAGUAAUUGAAGCAGCAGUUGUCAUUGAGGCUUCCUUGAAUAAGUCUGGAUGCCCUUUUACAAAGUUGGGUUGAUGCUUUAGCAUCCAUGUUGUCAUACAAGUUUUGACUCCAGUAUCAUUUUCUGUUGAAGCAA